Molecule: messenger RNA, 940 nt
Organism: Mytilus trossulus (common blue mussel)
Lineage: Eukaryota; Metazoa; Mollusca; Bivalvia; Mytilida; Mytilidae
Product: S-crystallin SL11-like
Exons: 5
Coding region: 82-708 (208 amino acids)
Biological process (GO): glutathione metabolic process
Molecular function (GO): glutathione transferase activity
Source: RefSeq, a predicted model, not a curated record
UUUAAAUACACAUAUAGCUUCAGUAGUUAAUACAUAGUUGUCAUUGUUCAUCAGCAAUUAAGAUAUCAACAUUAAGUCAAAAUGCCUGCUAAAUUCAAACUAUCUUACUUCGACAUUAGAGGAAGAGCAGAAUUACCUCGACUUGUUUUUGCUGCGGCUGGAAAAGAGUUUGAGGACGAGAGACUAAGUGGCGAUAAAUGGACAGCUUUUAAACCAAAAACACCAUAUGGUCAGAUGCCUGUAUUAACUGUGGAUGAUAAAACUAUGAUUAACCAGACUGGUGCCAUUACCCGAUACCUUGCUCGUGAAUUUGGGUUGUAUGGUUCAAAUAAUAUGGAAAAUACAAAGUGUGACGUCAUCAUUGAAACUGUAUCGGACGUGUUUACUGCUAUGAUUAAAUCACAUUACGAACAGGAUGAAGCUAAAAAGGAAGAACUUGGUAAAAAGUUAGGCACAGAAGUUAUACCCCAAUUUUUCACUUAUUUGUGCAAGGUGCUGAAAGAAAAUGGUGGAAAAUGUCUCGUGGGAUCGAAGUUGACAGUUGCGGAUAUGGCUGCUUUUGACAUGAUUGAUAAACUAGUAUGUAACCCAAAGAUGGGAGAAGGCGUGUACAAAGACUUUCCAGAAAUCAAAAAGUUUUACGAAAGUGUAAAAACAAAUGCUAAGGUACAGAAAUAUUUAGAGAAGCGACCGGCAUCGGAAAUGUAAAUCUAUGAACAUUGUUUUAAUUUAAUUUUAUUUAUUCGUUUAUUUGAACAUAAACAUGGUCCAGCAUUAAUAGAUAUAGAUAUAUGAACAAACCUUUUGAUACUUUUUACAUUGUAUACAAUAAUUAUAGCACAUGGUUUUGUUUCAGUAUUUACUUUAUAGCUUUAAUACCUGUUUACUGAAUCUGUUUUACAAAUUGCAAUUUACUGAAUUAAAAUGUGGUGACGCUGUG